AUGAAAAGUGCAUCAAAUCUCAGCCGGCGUGAGAAACGACAUAGUUUCGAUGUUAAUUAUAAUUCAAGUUUCAUGUACGAGAAGGAAAGCGACGUAAUGCAAGGACGCAUGAUGGACCAGGCCAUAAACAAUGCCAUCACCUACCUCGGGGCUGAAGCCUUGCGCCCUCUCGUGCAGACGCCCCCGGCCCCCGAAAGGGCCCCCGUCAUAAGCGGUCUGUACCCCAUACCGCUGACCCGCGCCGACGUGCCGAACGGCGGCUCGCAGGAUGCGGAGAAGAGCCAUGCCCACCUGCGGGACAAGAGCCUGUCUUCCGACAGAGGCCUUUCCCCAAACAACAGCGGCCAAGACUCCACAGACACUGACAGCAACCACGAGGAGCGGCAGAAUCCCGCCCUCCAUCAAAGCCAGAUGCUCCUUGCUCAGGCCCGCAACGGCCUCCAGUCCUUGAAGGAUUUCCCAAGGCCGUAUGACAUAAUCAAGCCGCCUGCCAUAUGCCCACGCGACGCCUUUAAGGUCAUCAACAAGGAAGGGGAAGCCAUCGGGGUCUACCGGUGCGACCAUUGCCGCGUCCUCUUUUUGGAUUAUGUGAUGUUCACCAUCCACAUGGGCUGCCACGGGUUCCGCGAUCCCUUCGAGUGCAACGUCUGCGGGUACAGAAGCCAUGACCGAUACGAGUUUUCCUCACACAUAGCGCGAGGAGAGCACAGAGUAGUACUCAAAUAA
Phaethon lepturus (White-tailed tropicbird) is the source of this 726-nucleotide messenger RNA. RefSeq names its product zinc finger protein Aiolos-like. Gene Ontology annotation, molecular function: DNA-binding transcription factor activity; RNA polymerase II transcription regulatory region sequence-specific DNA binding. The record is from RefSeq and is a predicted model, not a curated record. Gene Ontology annotation, cellular component: nucleus. The transcript has 3 exons. The coding region runs from base 1 to 726 and encodes 241 amino acids. Gene Ontology annotation, biological process: regulation of transcription by RNA polymerase II. NCBI's taxonomy places the organism in Eukaryota, Metazoa, Chordata, Aves, Phaethontiformes, Phaethontidae.